Molecule: messenger RNA, 1591 nt
Organism: Frieseomelitta varia
Lineage: Eukaryota; Metazoa; Arthropoda; Insecta; Hymenoptera; Apidae
Gene: Phb1
Product: protein l(2)37Cc
Exons: 4
Coding region: 110-940 (276 amino acids)
Biological process (GO): mitochondrion organization
Cellular component (GO): membrane; mitochondrion
Source: RefSeq, a predicted model, not a curated record
AAUUUACCUCCAGUAACCUAUUAGUAAGUGGCGCUACUAUCGACUUGCUUGAAAUUGUGGACUCCAUCUUCCUUUCGGCGACACUUACACGCAACACAAGAGAAAACAUAUGUCAUUAAAUAUGGCAGCAAUGUUCUGGAAUCGAUUAGGGCAAUUUGGCCUUGGUUUGACUGCGACUGGUCUUCUUGUUAAUAAUGCUUUAUACAAUGUUGAUGGUGGUCAUAGAGCUGUUAUUUUUGAUAGAUUUACUGGAAUAAAAAAUCAGGUUGUUGGGGAAGGAACACAUUUCAUAAUUCCUUGGGUUCAGAAACCUAUCAUAUUCGAUAUUCGAUCAAUGCCAAGAAAUAUUCCUGUAGUUACUGGAAGUAAAGAUUUGCAAAAUGUAAACAUCACUCUACGUAUUCUCUUCAGACCUAUACCAGACUCUUUGCCAAAAAUCUAUACUGUUCUUGGUAUAGAUUAUGCUGAGAGAGUAUUGCCGUCUAUUACGAAUGAAGUAUUAAAAGCAGUAGUUGCUCAAUUUGAUGCCGGAGAAUUAAUCACGCAAAGAGAGAUUGUUUCUCAAAAAGUUAGAGAAGAUUUAACAGAAAGAGCUACGCAGUUUGGAUUAAUUUUAGAUGAUAUUUCCAUUACACAUUUAACGUUUGGAAAAGAAUUUACUCAGGCUGUAGAAAUGAAGCAAGUAGCACAGCAAGAAGCAGAAAAAGCUCGUUUCUUAGUAGAAAAGGCGGAACAACAUAAGAAGGCUGCUAUAAUUAGUGCAGAAGGUGACGCUCAAGCUGCUAGUUUGAUUGCAAAAUCUCUUGGUGAGGCAGGCGAUGGUUUAGUUGAACUAAGAAGAAUUGAAGCUGCAGAAGAUAUAGCCCAUAAUCUGUCUAGAUCUCGUCAAGUGGCUUAUUUGCCACAAGGUCAAAAUGUCUUAUUAAACUUACCACAGUGAAAACAUAAACUCGAAUAAAAAUUACAUAUAUAAGUUGUGCAUUUGUAUUGGAAUGUAUGAAUUUAAUGCAUCAAUGGUAUAGAGAGUUUCUAAUAUGUAUAACGGGAAUGCAUGUUCCUACACAGAUAAAUGGAAACAAUUUUUUGAGAAUUUUAGUUUCUAAAGCUUGUAAUUCUAUACAUCUAUUUUUUUUCAGUUACAUAAUGAUUAUUUGACAAACUGAAAGCAUUUGUUGUUUCUAACUAUAGGUCAGUUUGUUUUACAGAACAGGAAAGCGUGUGUUUUCAAUAUCCCAAUGUUAAAUUUAAAAAUACUAUAUCUAAUAUCCUUGGAUUGAAAUUUUUUAAUAUUUGUGAGGCUAUUUUUUUUCAGGUUUAUUGAGUUGUCAAUAAUUGGCUUUCUAUCUCAAUGUGAGCAUUUAUGAAAGUUAACAAACAAUGAUAGAGAUAUAUUUAUUUCAUCGUCAAGUAAUGAAAAUCGUAUUUUUACAGGAAUCAUAUAACUUUUAGUAUAUUUCGUGCUAUAAAGAUUUGGGAGAACUGAACGUAUCUGUUAGAUAUAUAUAUAUAUAGUAUAUUUGUGAAUAGUUGUAAAUUAGUAAAUACCCUGUAAAAGACUUAUGUAUCAAUUCAAAUUUUAUUUUUCAGAGUA